This is a messenger RNA of Pundamilia nyererei, 2195 nucleotides long. Its product is annotated as homeobox protein Hox-D3. Gene Ontology annotation, biological process: regulation of transcription by RNA polymerase II; embryonic skeletal system morphogenesis; anterior/posterior pattern specification. NCBI's taxonomy places the organism in Eukaryota, Metazoa, Chordata, Actinopteri, Cichliformes, Cichlidae. Gene Ontology annotation, molecular function: DNA-binding transcription factor activity, RNA polymerase II-specific; RNA polymerase II cis-regulatory region sequence-specific DNA binding. The record is from RefSeq and is a predicted model, not a curated record. The transcript has 3 exons. Bases 1086 to 1964 code for a protein of 292 amino acids. Gene Ontology annotation, cellular component: nucleus.
CUGAGUUAAAUAUUACCCUCAAGAGCCAAUCAAAGAGACCGAGCAAAACGUGAAGACGAGAGAUCAAAGCACCGCCAAUCGAUCCGCUGCAGCGGUCACCAAAAACCAAAGCCAGCACAAGCCAGGCCUCGUUACAAGAUUUUCUUUUCUUUUUUUUAAUGGAUGCUGCUGUGCUGACCGCGGUCUGUCUCCACUUUGGUGCUUUGAAAUGAACCUCUCUGAUCUCUCUUUUAAAUUAAGGAAGAAAGGAUCCAUUACGCAAAGAAUGCAUUUGGUAUAAAGACUAAACACUGAUAGCUUUCUUUGGCUGAGUAAUUUACGGCAUCUCUGGCAUCGGUCCUGAACUGGAUGUCUGAAUUUAUUGUUACAGCAGCUGGACGACUUCCCAGGAUUGUUUAAACAAGACGUGGCUGCCUGUGUGUUCAUAGAAGUGUGAUUUCUCUGCGCCCCGAAAGCUUCGCGGUGGAAUUAAAAACUGGUAGCCUUUGGGUGUUUUUAAUGCAUGACAGUAGUGGUGGUGGUGGAGGUGGGAAGCAUCUCCCUAACAGGCCAUUUUCUUUAUCUAAAUCUACUUCAAAUCGACUUCAGUGCCAAAAAUAUUUCAGCUCCCCCUGCCCUCUGCUGAGCCAACUUAAUGUUUCUGGGUUUUCAUUCUGCUCUAAUUGCCGCAGAAACGUAGAGGAAGUCAAUUUGCCAUAUAGAAAGACGUAAAAAUCCCCUUUCUUAUCUUUAUCGCAGGCCUAUUACCAUACAUGAAACUGAGCCUGCACGAUCAGCAGAAAGGCUUCCUUUUUACGCGCACACACAGACACACACACAUCCACACACACACACACGCCGAUCCUGUGUGCAGAAAUGCAACGCAGGGCGGUCUGCAGCUGCAGAAACACUGUCCACUCCUUCACCACUCAAAGCCACGUCGCGUGCACCUUAACGCACGAGAGCCGCGUGCUUCUGCUGGGAUUAUUCACUAAUCCGGGAGGUUUUCCAAAGGCCAAGAAGCCCUCUGUGGAAACCUGCCAUGUGACAUUUGGCUGCCAGCGCUUCGCCACAAGGUCAAAAAGGGAGGGGAGGAGAGGAGGGGGAUGAGGAGACCCUGUGCACGUUUAAUGGAAAUGCAGAAAACCAGCAGCGCUUCACACAGCAUCCACCAUCAUCACCAUCACCACCGUGACCUCUUCAGCGAGUCUCCGGAUGGUGUGAGCGGCUUUGAGUGUGCUCCUCAGCAGCAAGUGGAGGCGUCUGAGCAUGGCACGUUUCCCCGGAGGUCAAAGCAGCAAAACCCAAAGUUUGCAAUGAGCAGAAAGAUUUUCCCCUGGAUGAAAGAGUCCAGACACUCAAAUCAGAAACCCGGGAGGAGAGUCGCAGACUGCCCCGUGAACGAGAAGAGUCCAAGCAGCGCGACCCCGGCCUCCAAGCGAACGCGCACCGCGUACACGAGCGCGCAACUGGUGGAGCUGGAGAAGGAGUUCCACUUCAGCCGCUACCUCUGCAGGCCGAGGCGCGUGGAGAUGGCCGGCCUGCUCAACCUUCACGAGAGGCAGAUCAAGAUCUGGUUCCAGAACCGGAGGAUGAAGCAGAAAAAGGACCAGCGAGGUCAGGGCCUCCCUCCAGCCAUCACCACCUCCUCUUGCUCGCCCUCGUCCUCCCCCUCCGCCCCGGGAAGCCCAACUCUGUCGAGCCUGGGUUAUGUCCAUCUGGGAGGGGAUUACCAACCGGCCUCCCCUCCGCUCAGGCCCCAGCUGCAGCAGGAGCAGCUGCCUGCGUACCCGGCAAACUACUCUAAAUAUCCAGUUUCAGGCUUCACGCAUGGCCCGCAGUUUGAUGUGCAGUACAGCACCCACACAAGCUCACACACACCAAACCCCAACCUGCGAGGAAACGACCUGAGCGGCUCGUAUUUCUCACAGAGCUGCAGUCCUCAGGAAAGAAUCAUGCAAGCUCCCAAACUGACCCACCUGUAGCGCACGGUGGAUUUAUAAAGAAGCGCAAUACUGACAUAUUUCCAUGCAUGCGUUAUUUAUUUAUUUAUUUGACUAAUUAAUCAGAAUAUUAGUCUCAAAUGUUGUUGUUUUUUAUCUGUAUUUAUAAAUCAUUUGCUGUGUGUUUUAAGGGCAAAGUUUCGGUUAUUUUCUUUUCGACUUUAACUUUCGUUUAAUAAUUAAGACCUUAAAUUAAAAAGGUUCACUGCUGUA